Molecule: messenger RNA, 2097 nt
Organism: Meriones unguiculatus (Mongolian gerbil)
Lineage: Eukaryota; Metazoa; Chordata; Mammalia; Rodentia; Muridae
Gene: Fkbpl
Product: FKBP prolyl isomerase like
Exons: 2
Coding region: 1020-2072 (350 amino acids)
Molecular function (GO): protein binding
Source: RefSeq, a predicted model, not a curated record
UCCAUCAGCUUCGCGCUCUGCCGAGGUGGCUUUCUUGAGGCAGGUCAACAGACCUUCGCCUUCUCUGUUAUGCUUUUCAACGAGCAAGCGGCUCCGAGGAGCAAAGAAAACGUCGAUUUCUAUGAACUCCUUAUCUUCCUAAACUGUCUAGCAAAGCUAGUUUGUAAGUUAUGUUUGAGUAAGAAUUGGGUCAGAGCCGCGAACGAUGGAGCACGCCCGUGAUCCCAGCACUCAGGGAGGCAGAGGCAGGCGGAUCUCUGAGUGCGAGGCCAGGGUGGUCUACACAUUGACUGCAGAACAGCCAAGGCUACGCAAAGAAACCUUGUCUCAAAAAAAGAAAAGAAAUAAUAAUUGAGCUAUUUCUCUAAUAUCUCCGAGGGAGUUUAUCAGUGCGCCCAUCCUUUGUCUAUUCUCAUCCGAGCUAACCCUUGCCAGGAUUUCUUUCUCCCCGCAUCCUCGAUGAAGCGCGGUGUGAGGCACACGAGCCACACACAGAGGCGCUCGCCGUCAUCCCAGAAUCCUCUUCUACAAAGAGUUCCGGGCCAGCAAGGGAUGCCUAAACCCUGUCAAGCACCCCAAGGACUACAUAUGCCAAAGGGAGGUACUCAGAUAACAAAGUACUCUCCUUUCCUGAAGAACUGGCCCGGCCUGUGCAGUUAGCCCAGCAAGGCUGAGUCACCACGAACGAGAUCUAUCCACACCUUCCGUAGCGAGGAAGAGACCGUCCGCCGCGCUCCACUCACUGGAACUCACUGGACGAACUGAGCAGGCGCGGAAGGAGGUCGCCGAGGGCCUGGGCCGUUGGCCGAGGUGCUUCCCCUGGGCAGGAGCACUGAGAUUCCCAGGCAGCUCCUCAGACGGUCGAAGUCCAGGCCCGCGACUGAAAUGAACGUCUUUCCCAGGGAUGGGCACGCACAUUCGAGCUUGAAAACAAACCGGAUCGAGGCCCCGCUUGAAGGGUCUGAACUACGCUUGAUCCAUCACUCUCUAGUCCGAACUGUUCCUUAAUCUUACCUACUAUGGAAGGGACAGGAGGCCAAGUAGAGACCUCACCUAUCAGCCCAGUGAAAGAGAAGGACACCGCUCAACCUCAGCAGCGGGAAGAGAACGCCCAGAAAAACCUAGAUGCAACCAUUGAAGUUGGACAGCAGCCCCCAGGGCCUCCCGCUGAAGGCCCGGGAGUGAGGCCAGAGGCAGCAGCCAGUCAGACAGCAGAGAAUCCGCAAGAGAGUGAACACCCCGUGGCUGGGCUUGAAGGUGACUCUGCUAAAUCUCACGAGACGGCAGAACAUCUCCCAGCUUCCAAUCUCUGGUACUGCCCCGAUGGCAGUUUUGUAAAGAAGAUCACAGUCCGUGGCCAGGGCUUAGAUAAACCCAAGCUAGGCUCCCAGUGCCGAGUGUUGGCUUUGGGGUUUCCGUUUGGCUCAGGGAUGCCAGAGGGCUGGACAGAACUAACCAUAGGCAUGGGGCAAUGGAGGGACAGAAUUUGGGGGGAGCUCACAGAAAAAUGCCUGGAGUCCAUGUGUGAAGGUGAGGAAGCGGAGAUUCGUCUCCCGGGAUGCUCCACACCUCUUUUCAAGCUCAGACUGGAUUCCUUCUCUAAGGGCAGGGACUCCUGGGAGUUGGAGGCUCUGGAGAAGGAAGCCCUGGCCAGGGAAGAACACUCACGCGGCACAGAACUAUUCCGAGCUGGGGACACUCAGGGGGCCGCGCGAUGCUACGGGCGGGCCCUCCGGCUGCUGCUCACCCUGACCCCCCCCAGGCCCCCCCAGCUGACUGUCCUUUAUUCCAAUCUGGCUGCCUGCCAGUUGCUGCUCGGGCAGCCCCAGCUGGCGGCCCAGAGCUGUGACCGAGUGCUGGAGCGGGAGCCGGGCCAUUUGAAGGCCUUAUACCGAAGGGGGGUUGCACAGGCAGCCCUUGGGAACUUGGAGAAAGCAAGUGCCGACCUCAAGAAAGUUCUAGCAGUAGAUCCCAAGAACCGUGCCGCCCAGGAAGAGCUGUGGAAGGUGGUCGUUCGGGAAAAGAAACAGGAUGCAGGGCUGGCUCGGGGGCUGCGCAAGAUGUUCAGCUAAUUAAAAAGUUACACUUCAAAAGAGA